CACGGGGUUUCCCUUUUUUCUGUCAAUGGGUUUCCUUAAAAGCUACCCAGCAGAUCAGCGACCACUUAACAGAGGUGGAUGGCAGAUACCAUUCCUACAUCUCCCCAGGACCAGGUGGGGGACGUAUAAUAGCACGCCCACCACUGUGAGCAAAGCGUUUGGAGGAGGAGAUCAUGAACUCCUCAAGGCUUCUUGGAAAGGCUCUCCCUGCCCUUUGGACCACCGGCUGAUAAAAGGCCACUCAGUCCUUGUCAGAGGUGUGAUGAUGAAAUGGUUGGAUUAGACUCAUACAUGUAACACACGUUUUAAACUGAAGUAUCCUUCCAGCUAUGAAGUGACAUCAUUUACAGGAAGAUGCAUCAUCUCUGAAACAGGAUGCCAACAGUUCGCAGACAAGUAAGUUUCUCUCAUCUCUGAUGUACUGUUUUAUAAGGUUCGACCAGGGGGGACAAGCAUACAGUGUCAAUACUGUUACCAUUUUUUAACAUAUAAAUCCGAACAAUAAUUUAUUUCUCAUAAUAUAAUCAAUAUCUACAAGUAAUAACCUUUCAAAGUACACAGGAUGUGUUUUGUCACCAUGACCUUUUAGAUAGCAAUCAGCGAAUUAGCUUGAAAUGCCCAACCCUGUUACUGUCAACCCUCUUACUUUUCCAAAGUACGAGGUUUUGACAUGUGAGUGACAGGGAUGACAGACCAGUGUUUAUGCUAGUUUCACUGUCUUUAAAGGUUAGCCUUAUAAAAUUAAAACAUUUUUAAAGGUCGUCAUGUGUGUAUUAGUGAGCUAAUAUCCAUAUUAUUCAGUUAGGGUAGCAUAUGAGCAUCGACCACGUUUUUAGUUAGUACUGUUUGAUUCCCUGUAGGUGUAGGUAGAUGUAUCCUGUAGGUAUUUAAUGUAAUGCGAUGAUGUUACUGAGCUUAUUACCUUAUUUACAUAAUUUUGGCAUUAUUGUGUUGAUGAUUCUGUAUUAACACUCUAAUACACUUUUACAGAUUUAAUGGUAUGCCAUAAAGUGCAACGGAAAAGCAAAGGCGCUAUCAUGCUCAUUGAGAUGCAGAUCCUGAAGAAAGGGCAAAGUAGUCUACCUUGGAUGGGAGAAGAAGAAAUGGAGGAGAGACAGGGAGCAGGGGAAGAGAAAACCAUACAUGAGUGCAGUGAGAGAGAGCAGAGGUCACAGAGAAGAAAAUGGAGAGUAGCCCAGGCAAAGAGCAGGGCAGCAAAAAAGGCAGCGUCACUUGCAAACUAAGAGCCUGUUCACACCACCAAUGAGCCCAGAAUCACAGGAGAUCCUUAGCAAAACAAAUUUAGUAGAUUUUGUAUCAGAUUGCUUAUCAUUAUUGAAAAGGUCAUAUUGAGCUUUGUAAUUUCAUCAUAUGUAAAGACAAGGGAAAGGGAUGCUGUGUCUCACAGGACCACAGUUAAAAACUAGAAGUGAACAUUUAAAAUGCUCUAGUCAACUAGUUAAGUUAUACAUACACAGACAUACAGUGCAAACAGUGCAGCAAGGCAAAGGGCAAUACAUGCAAAGUAUAUAAAUAGAAGACCUAAGGCAUAAUGUCCAGACAACUAUGCUAGUGGAAUUUAACAUAUUUAUACCAGGUGAGCCUGAGUGGCAACUGCCUGAGUAACUACAUCAAGGUCCAUUUUUUGUUUAUGUUUAUAUUUUAGGCAAUGCGAAGAAGGAAGAAAACGUUCAAAAAGACACCAGAAGACACUGAAUUUAUUAAUAUUACACCUGGAAAGAGAGCUGCAAAAGAAAUGAAAAGAGAAGAAGAAAUUCAAGAAAAGAUACUAGCGGCUGCUGAAGAAAACACUGAGACAGAUUGCAAAAAUAUGUGCUGGGGAAAUAUAGUACAGAAGUAAAUACUCAGAAAGUGUGCAGAGAUGGUUUAUGGGUUCUCAAAGAAAAGGUGGAAAAAUUCUGGUAAAGACCCCUACACAUUCACAUGAAAAAGAAACACUGGCACAGCUGAUGCAAUUAAGAACUGUGUGAGGCUGUUCUUUGAGUGGGAUGAUGUGAGCCGCUUGACCACAGAGAGGAAGCAGACAAAGACAAAGAGCAAGCCUAAAAAGCAAAAACGAUUCCUCAUGGACAGAAUGUGAAAACUCACAGGAAGUUUUUGGCAGAAUACCCAAAAAGAGUAAUUUCUUACUAUUUAUUUUCUCACCUGCAUCCUUUUUGGGUGUUCAAUCCAACCAUGUCUGGGAGAGAGACUUGUUUGUGCAAGAUGCAUGAAAACCUUGGCUUUGUCACAAACAAGCUCUACCAUCUGAAGCUGCUAACUCACUGCAAUAUUGAGGAGUUGGUAGAACAGAUUGCGUGCAACUCCAGUAAAAAUGAGUGAGUGGUCAGUGUGAAAGGAGUAAGCUGAACAGCUUUCUCGUUAUUAUACCUUAUAACCCCAAAACCAUGGUCUCCCAGUCCCAGUGGGUAACAGAGGGAGGCAGAAGUCAGAGAGGGGCAACACUCUGUCAUUUAAAAUUACAGUCAAAAAAGAGACGGAGAGCACCAUGGAAGGCCUUAUUGAGCUUCUCAAUCAACAACUGACAAAAUUUAAAAGGCAUGUUUUUAACAUUAGGCAGCAAUUUGCCUUCACUGGAGCACUGACGAAAGAACUGUCCAGUCAUGAGUGCAUUAAUACACGUGGACUUCUCAGAGAAUUAUGGAUGCAAAUGUAGUUCUGUCCAUUUUGACAGUCCAAGCUGUCCAUUUUGGUGCUUCGUACCAGCAAGCCACUCUGCAUACCAGUGUCCUAUAUGUAGGAGCCAAUGCCCACCCCUCUCUGUUUCAGCACGGUGUCCUCAUCCAAUCACAAGGGUCCAGCUGCAAUUUUGGAACAUCUCAGGCCUUUGCUUUACUACAUCAGGCAGGAGCACCCAGCUGUGGAGGUGCUGCAUUUUCUAAGUGGUGUUCCCUGCAUGCUGUACCGGCAGCGUGGUAACUUCUACCUCUUCAGCACAGAAAUUUAUAAAAGCUUUCACAGAAGGGACAUGGAAUUUCUUUGAGGUGGACCAUGGAAAAGACGCUCCUGAUAGAGUAGGAGGAGCACUAAAGAGACAAGCAGAUGACCUUGUCAGCAAAGGCCUUGGGUCUCUGUUUGAAGCACUGGCCAGAAGAGAAACAUCAAGCUGUUUUACGUGGAGGAGGAUAUUUAGAUAGCGGUGCAGGCCGUGCCACAGAACAUCACACCUCAACAAUGCCCCUCCAUCAGAUAGUCACACUGGCAAGAGGUAGCCUGAUCUGCCGUGAUGUCAGUUGCAUGUGUGCAACUAUGAAGAGGCUUGAUUGUGAAUGCCAUGGCUCCCAGUUCUUCAGUUCUCCACAUGACCAAACUCCAAUCCAACUCAGUGUAGUUGACUGGACCAACCUAGAGGUUAUAAGGAAGUGGUGUAUGGUGAGAUAUGAUAGUGAACUCUACCCAGGGAUUGUGAUGGCAAUGGAUGCAUCCUACGCCCAGGUCAAAUGCAUGCACUGCAUAGGGGAAAAAAAUUCUGUUUGGCCUGUUCGAGAGGAUGUACCCUGGCAUUUCUAUGACGAUAUAGUUUGUUUCAUCCCUGCCCCGCUGCCAGUCACUAUCCGCCAUAUAGAGAUCCAGAGAGAGGUCAGAUGUAAUUCAGUAAAAUGAUACAGCCUUCUAUGUGAAAUAUGUUACUGCCUUUGCUGAAAUUUGCUACCUCCUUCACUGUGAAAAGGCUUUUCACUUUGAUACGGGAUGCUAGUUUGUAUGGUUGUUCCCUAUCUCUUUUACUGCUACAAAAAUGUUGUUAUAUGGUUACUAUUAAAGUUUUUUUUUUACCUCAUUGCCUUUGAUGAAAUUUAUUACCUCCUUCAAUGUGAAAAUGUGGCCUUUGAUAUGUGAUAAGUUUGUAUGGUCUUGGUCUCUUUUAACGGCUACAAAAAUCUUUUUAUAUGGUUACUAUAUUAAAUGAAAUGCUGUUAAAUCCUAUUAAAAUAAUAUCACUUAUGUGCAUUAUAAUAUGACUUUUUGUGAAUUGGUUAUGAAAAUAAUCAGUCUCAAUAAAAUUAUUUUUAUUCUAAAAUGCUUGUCAAUAAUGCAUGCAUGGAACUGCAAUGACAAAAAAAGAUUAGACCUCUUAGAAAUGUAAAGGUAAAACUUCGCAGUAGUGUGUAGACAAAGAUGUGUGAUGUACGUAGUAGUAUGUGUGUCCUGUCAUCUCUGUUACUCCGAUCAGUCCUGUUACCAUAACGUCAUUCCUGUUGUUGUCAUUAAAGGUAAAGUCAGCGAUUUUAAUCCAACACACUUUUUUUCAUAUAUUUCAUACACAGCCCUGGCUCUGGAAAUAUUUUGAUUGGGCCAUUCUUUCUAGGUUUCUCUUCUAAAAAUGUAUUUUUUCUUAAUAGAUGUGAUUGCUGUCCAAAAUUAGUGUGCUCUUGAUCAUCUGAAUGAAAAAUAUCAUAUUAGGAAAAAAAAUCCAAAAUCUGAAAAUAAUCUCAGUGAAAAGAGGGACUAAAGUACUGCCCAUAUAUGUGCAAUAGAUUACAUAUUUCUAAUUAGAAAUAUAGUAUAUAUGCUCAUGUCUGUAACAGGUUUUAGUUACAGACACAAGCAUACAGAUAGUUUUGACAAAUCUAAAAAUGUUUUACAUUGCCAUAAGUUUGCAUAACCAAGUAUGUAUACAUUCCCAUAUAGAGCACAGGAUCUUGACGGUGGUGCUUUAGUUGAUUUAUGUUUCAUUGUUAGUCAUGUGUCACUACCAAAAUUGCCACUGCAGCACAUGAUAAACUAGUGAGGUUUACUGUCUAUAAUCACAUAUUUAUUGCAAAAACACUGGGAGUUACUAUACUGCAGAGCCCUGUUUGGUGUUUACACAAUCUGACCCAGGGAGGGAGCACACCAACUCCAAACCAUGUGUACUAAUCUCAGGAAGGGGAUGUGUGCAUGUUUCCUACCAACAAUGCUCUACUCAGUGAGGCCAUUGUUAAAUCGGGCUGAGAAACGGAGCACAGGAGCAGGACAGACCUUGAAAAACCUGGGGAAGCAUGAAGAAAAGACUGUUGUGAAGUUGAAUUUGAGGCUGACUAGGUUGACUAUCUCACAUCUGGUCAGUGUUUUUAAAAGAGCAGUUCCAGUUUCUAUGACAGGGAGGGACCUAAAGUUACCUGUGGGUCCAGCAUGUAGACUGCUGCCGGCACUACCAUGAGCUUCACUGAGAAGUCACGAAAGUCUUGGAUUGAGGAAACCUUCUUCAAGAGAGAGUGUGUGAAGUUUAUCCCUUCUUCUCGAGACCUACACAGAUGUUCCCCAGUAUGUCAAGUUUGCCAAAACUUGAUCAGGUGCUGUUGUGGCCGCCUGAUGGUGGAGCACUCUUGGCAAGAUUCCCUUCCCCCCCUAUCUCUCUAUCCUGGUCCUGGACAGGAUGUGGAAGAGGACUGGUCCAUAAAGCUCCACACCAGAGCCAGUCCCACCAAUGCCUAUGGGACCAUAGACUUUCAGGACAGUGCGACACGUGUCUGUCGGGCCAAGUAUGUUCGUGUGGCUGUGGACUCAAAGCCAGAGAUGCUACUCCAACUGAUGCUAAGGGAGUGGCAGAUGGAGAGACCCAAGCUACUACUGACAGUCCAGGGAGGCUUAGAAAACUUCACCCUAUCUCCUAAAGUCAAACAGGCCUUCAGCAAAGGGCUGAUGACUGCUGCCCUCAGCACAGGGGCAUGGAUACUCACUGAUGGCAUUAAUACUGGUGUGUCUAAGUAUGUAGGCGAGGCAGUGAAAGCAUUUGGGGGCCACGACCUGAGGAAGAGAAACACAGUUGGGAUCACGCCGUGGGGAGUGAUUGACAAUAACACGGACCUCAUAGGCAGAGAUGUGUUCAGACCUUACCAGCCACUCGGGAACCCUCUGAGCAAGAGGGCCUGUCUUAAUGGUUUCCACUCCCACUUUCUGCUGGUGGAUGAUGGAACACUGGGAAAACAUGGCUGCCAGCAAGGCCUCAGGAGGAAGAUGGAGAAACACAUUCAACUGCAAAAGAUACACCCUCGACUGAACCAAGGAGUGCCUGUGGUGUGUGUGGUGGUGGAAGGAGGACCUGCCAUUGUGUCCACAGUGUUGGACUAUGUUAGCAAUGUGCCCCCUGUGCCAGUGUUUGUGUUUGAGGGAUCGGGCAGGGCCGCUGACCUGCUUGCUUUCUUACACAAGCAGACAGCUAUUGACAAGCAGUUGGAUGCAGACAUUAAAGAGGACUUCCUUGCCAGGAUUGGAGAUGUGUUUGGAGUCGAGAGGACAGAAGCUUCUCACCUCUACACUCUCCUCCUGCAGUGUAUGGAUCACAGACAGUCUAUAACCAUCUUUGACUCAGAAUCAGAGGACCAGAUGGCACCAGAUGCAGCCAUUUUGACCACUACACUUAAGGGCACCAAGGCCAGUCCUGCAGAGCAGCUGAGUAUGGCCCUAGCCUGGGACAGGGCUGACAUUGCACAGAAAGACGUCCUGGUGAAUGGACAACAUUGGAAGGUGGGUUCCUUGGAGCAGGCCAUGCUGGAUGCUCUGGUGAUGGACCGCGUCAGUUUUGUCAAACUGCUGAUUGACAACGGCAUGACUAUGAGUCGCUUCCUCACUGUGGAUCGCCUUGAGGAGCUCUAUAAUACGCCACAGGGACAGACAGACCGUUUUCUCCGCCACCUCGUUGAAGACGUAAAACAAACCUCUCUGCCCCUAGGUUACCGUCUUUCUCUCAUUGACAUGGGCCUUGUGAUAGAGUACCUCAUAGGAGGAGCGUACCGCAGCACCUAUACACGGAAACACUUCAGAGCAGCCUACAGCCGCCUGCAGGCCAAGGAGGGUAGACAGGACAGUUCUUCCUCCUUGUCAAAACAGAGACGGGGAUUGAUACCAAACUCUUUGAGGAGCAGGAGUCCCCAAGACCUGCAUUUCUUUAGAACUGCUCAGCCCUACAAACGCAAGGACCAAGAUGUGUCACCUGCAACCAGUCGAGAGAUAGUGUUGAGCCCUGGCUUUGGUGAUGCUCCGCUGCUUGUUCCCUUCAACUUCAACGACCUGUUUGUUUGGGCUGUGCUUCAGCAGCGGCAGCAGAUGGCACUGUUCCUGUGGCAGCAUGGUGAGGAAGCGCUGGCACGUGCCACCGUGGCCUGUAAGCUUUAUCGCUCCAUGGCCAUUGAGGCACGGCAAAGCAGCAUGGACGACAACAUCUCAGAGCGAUUCAAAGCAUAUUCACUUGAGUUUGGUCAGCUGGCGGUGGAUGCGUUAGACUGUGCGUUUCGUCAGAAUGAGCAGAUGGCCAUGAAGCUGUUGACUUCUGAGAUGGAGGUGUGGAGCCACUUCACCUGCCUGCAAAUGGCUGUCUCCUCUUGUCAUAGACCAUUUGUCUCACAUUCCUGCACACAGACCCUCCUCACAGAUCUCUGGACUGGUCCACUCAACAUGAGAAAAAACUCCUUUCUGAAGAUCAUUCUGAGCCUUCUUCUGCCGCCUGCUAUCUUGCUGCUGGAGUUUAAAAGCAAAGCUGAAAUGUGCCAUGUACCACAGUCUCAUGAGGCAAUACUGUUUGGACUUGACUCUGUGAAGUCUGUAGCAACCCAUGAGGAAGCUGAUCACGUGGGCAGUCAGGAUGCAGAGCGUGGCCUGUCGUUCCAAGACGGAUGUCUCGGUCCAGUGUCAGAAACUGUUUCCUCUAUGACCAUGCAGUGUCUUUCCUGGAUCAAAAGACUCUAUGAAUUCUACACAGCUCCUGUUGUCAAGUUCUGGUUCCACACAAUGUCCUACAUAGCCUUUCUGAUGUUAUUCUCCUACACCAUCUUGGUGGAGAUGGGUGAUCAACCAAGUGUUCAGGAAUGGCUGGUCAUAGCGUACAUCGUGUCCACUGCAGUGGAGAAAGUCAGAGAGGUUCUAAUGUCAGAGCCGAGAAAGCUGAGGCAGAAGCUGAAGAUUUGGUUCUCAGAGUACUGGAACAUAUCUGACUUCAUUGCCAUCCUCCUCUUCCUGGCUGGACUGGUGAUGCGUUGGCAUGCUGACCCGUAUCGAACGGCUGGGCGCAUCAGCUACUGCCUGGACAUCAUCUUCUGGUUCAUCAGGGUGACCGAUCUUCUGGCUGUCAAUCAGCAUGCUGGCCCUUACCUCACUAUGAUCACCAAGAUGACCAGUAACAUGUUCUUCAUUGUUGUGAUGAUGGCAAUCGUGCUGCUGAGUUUUGGGGUGUCCAGGAAGGCCAUCUUGUCGCCAGACGAAGAGCCUUCUUGGAGCCUAGCUCGAGACGUAGUCUUCCAGCCCUACUGGAUGAUUUAUGGAGAGGUCUACGCAACUGAGAUAAAUCCGUGUGACGAUGGUAAGCCAUGUCCUCCUGCUUCCUUUCUCACGCCGUUCCUCCAGGCUGUCUAUAUGUUCUUCCAGUAUAUCAUCAUGGUCAACAUUCUCAUUGCAUUUUUUAACAAUAUCUACUUUGACAUGGCAUCAACAUCCAAUAAACUGUGGAAGUACAACCGCUAUCGCUACAUAAUGACUUACCAGGAGAGACCAUGGCUUCCUCCGCCCCUUAUCCUCUUUAGUCAUAUGGCUCAAGGUUUGAGAGCCAUCUACAGGAGAUUUAGUGGAGAUGUUGAGCGGGAAGAGGGAGGCUCUGGACUUAAACUCUUAUUGGGCCUUGAAGAUCGUAAGAAGCUCCACGAGUUUGAAGAGAAAUGUUUACAGGUGUACUUCCAUGAGAAGAAUGAAGGUCUCCACAGCAGUCAGAUUAACAGGAUCAGAGCCACAGCUGAGAGAGCAGAGGAGAUGUGCAUGAUGGUGGGAGAGGUAUCAGAGAAGGUCAACUUCAUUCAGGACAGCCUAUCGGAGUUGGACUGUCAGCUGGGUCAACUCCAGGACCUGUCGGUGCUUGCUGUGGACACCCUAACGCUGCUCUCUGCUUCUGACAGCCUACAUCAGGAGGGGGCUCGCUUGGCUCAAUGCCGACCCAUCACAGUGUCCCAGCACGUCCUCCCUCACAGCUGGACCCUCCCGCACAGAGGUGGAGCAGACUGUGAUGUGCUUAAUAUGUGGCGACUGACGGCCAAGCCGUGUAAAAGUACUCCGCCUUCAUUGCUGAAGGGCCAUACUCUCAUGGGGAGUAGACUGGCAUCACAGGAAUGCCAUGUGGGAGCCAAGGGGAGUAGGGGAGGAAGACAAGGACACAGUGAGGAGGGAGAGGAAGGAGCAAAGGAGGAGGCACAUGUUGCUCACCAUCCCAGUGAGAUGUGGCCUGGAGUUUCUCGACCUGCAUCCCAUGCUUUCCUUUCACACCUUCAUGGAUGUGGCGUGCAUCUCAGUGGUUUCAGGGAUCAGACGUCCUGUGAGUCCUGUGGACCAUCCCGCUGUGGGUCUCCUCUUUCUUCCAGGUUUGGUGACAGAGGAGUGGAGUCACCACAUUAUAAACUCUGGUCCUGUGACCCACACCUGUACCCUAAUCAGGAAGAGACCUCCAUGGAAGAGGGGGAAGAAGGAGAAGAAGAUGAGGAGGAGGAACAGCAAGAGGAGGAGACAGAACAAGUGUCCAGAGCCUCUAGCAAUGUUGUCCUUCUGUCUGACCCUCGAGACAUCUCUGAGGGUUUAGUAAACCCUGCCUUUUGUGACGAUGAUAGCCAACAAAGUUCCAGCCAAUGUGGAAGACGUGUGAAAUCCCCCAGGUGGGUGCGUCUGACAAAGGACCAUCCCUACGGCCACUGCAGGUCUCUGUCAUCCAGCAUGGAGAAUAUGGCUUUCUCUGGGGCACCCCGCAGUCCAAUGAGGGGAUCAUUUCCUUUCCUUAACGAACCAAUGAACAAAGAGAGUUUGUCAGGUGGCCGGAGCUUUAAGGACGACACAUCACUACGAUGCAGCAGGAGCAGAGAGUGGUCCAAGUCUUCUGACUUCACUCAAGACCAAGACAACCGAAAAAGAAGUCAGACCAGGAAGACGGUCAAGAUACAAGAGAGCAGCCCAGGCACAGUAAACAUGCAGUCCCAUUUGUUUGAUGCCUGCUGGAGGAGGCGCCGAAGGUUGAGAGGAGAACCUACAUGUUGGUCGGCUUCAACCAGCCUCAGUCAGCUCAACUUUGAACCCAUGGAUUUAUUGCAGAAGCAAGUGUUUUCCCAUCAGGAUAUGUGGAGCUCUGCUCAUUCAGCAUGGAACAGCUGGGCCAGAUCCAUGAGCCGUAGGUCUUCUUUACAGAGUGGCAUCGCCUCUGAAGCCAAGAGCUCCUCAUUCCAGUCCACUGAUAAUCUGUAUCCACAUUAUUCAGCGAUGGAGAGAAACAAUCUGAUGAGACUGGCUCAAACCAUCCCCUUCACUCCUGUUUCCAUUCUGGGAGGUGAAGAGGUGAGCAUCUACUCUCUGGAGGAAGCACCCUCUGAUGCUGACCCUAAAUCCAACACGGUCUCUUCCUGGUCGUCACGAGGCCUGUCUGCCAUGCUGCAGCCCCUCUCCAGUGAAGAGGGCUCUCUGGAUGGGGGUCUCCGACGGGGCUGCAGGGUGCUGUGUACCUGGGCAGAGGGGGACGUGCUCAGACCUGGUCUGGUAUACGUGGUUAAAGCCUUCAGGUCGGAGGUGGUUCGUGCCUGGCAGAAGUACUUCCAUGGUAGCACAGCACUGCAGCUUUGCUUAAGGGAGAUCCAGCAGCAGAGAGCAGCCCAGAAGAUGAUGCAGGUGUUCAACCAGGUCAAACCGGGCGACAUGAACCACUCACCAAGAUUUCUAGAUGUUUCGCUGGUCCUCUGGCAUUCGAAUGGCCAGUGGCUGACUAUUGAGAGGAACAUGUCCGGUGACUUCAGGAAGUACAACAACAACACAGGAGAAGAGAUCACCCCCUUCUGUUCACUCGAGGAAAUGCUCCUAGCGUUCUCUCAUUGGACAUAUGAAUACACCAACAGAGAGCUGCUGGUGCUUGAUAUACAAGGUGUAGGUGAUCAGCUGACUGAUCCAACUGUCAUCAUGGCAGAUGACCAAAGUGGCAGCAGGGAUGAGAUGCUUUUUGGUCCUGAUAACCUCGGAGACACCGCCAUCAAUGGUUUCCUGCAAAAACACUCAUGCAAUGCCUGCUGUCGCAGACUGGGCCUAGCAGAUUUAAGGAGGCGUCUGGACAGCUGCGAGAACAGCGGUGAGGCCGAGUCGACGUCAGGGAAAGAAGAACAAGAGGACGAUUGAAACUGGCAUGUAACCUUUGACCUAGGAAGUAGGGAAAAAAGACACAUGCACCUUUACCAACACAUGUAUCGAGACAUGUCUGUCUGAACACACACACUGUCUUGGUGUCCUGCGUCAGCCCUGAGUCUAGACUUCGCCGUGGAAACAGGGUGAUAGAAGAGUGAUAUCUCAUCAUGAGUCAGAAUCUGUGACUGGACACCAGAGAUUUAUGUACUGUAACAUCUAUCAGGGAUGCUAACGUAUUCUUUCAAUAUAUUAAGCAAAUAUAAUGCUGUAUUCCAUGAAUCAUAAUAGCAAAUAAUUUUUUUUCAGACUUAACAUAAAUGUAAAUGACUAUUUGUAAACAUUUUUAUAUUGAGAGGAUGACAAUUACUGUUAUAAUACAUGUUAACGUAAUAGCUUAAUUUACCAAGGAUAAAACUGUUCCAUGUUUGGCUAAAAUAAAAAUUAUUAAAAUCUA
Messenger RNA from Thunnus maccoyii (southern bluefin tuna), 11584 nucleotides. RefSeq names its product transient receptor potential cation channel, subfamily M, member 6 (gene trpm6). The transcript has 42 exons. Bases 5158 to 11124 code for a protein of 1988 amino acids. The record is from RefSeq and is a predicted model, not a curated record. Gene Ontology annotation, biological process: monoatomic cation transmembrane transport; protein phosphorylation; protein tetramerization. Gene Ontology annotation, molecular function: monoatomic cation channel activity; ATP binding; protein serine/threonine kinase activity. NCBI's taxonomy places the organism in Eukaryota, Metazoa, Chordata, Actinopteri, Scombriformes, Scombridae. Gene Ontology annotation, cellular component: apical plasma membrane.